ACGACGCUAAAGCCCGUAACGGGAGCGGAACCAUGCAUCUGCAGGGGCACGGUCGCGGCCCAACGUCGGCGGGAUACCCGAUCGAGGAAUGGCCGCCGGGCACGGAGGUUGUCCGCGCGCCGGAGGGUGGCACGCUGAUCAUUCCCUGCCACAUCACCAACAACAUCACGUUAAGGAUUGCGCCGGCGUUCACCCGCAACGGACUCCUGACGCGCCUGACCGGUGCCCCACAGGUGAACUACUGCUGCAACUGCACGAAAGAUCACUUCCCGGCCAAUUACUCCAUGGAGGUCCAAUUCGACGACUUCGACACGGGGCCUUCUCCAUCCUUCUCCCGAACUUCACCUACGCGGCCACGGGCCUGUACGAGUGUCUGCACUCCAACGGCAGCCAGCGGGUGGUGACGCAGCGCUGGGUCAGCGCCACGCUUUUCCGCCACAACGUCUUCGAUCCGCCCAUGCAGAACGUAACGGUCCGCUACGGCGACCCCGCGGCGAUGGUCUGCGGGGUCCGCUUCAACUUCCUCCCGGGAUACCUGAAGACCCGCUUCCUGUGGCGCAGCGGAGGCUACCUGUUGAUGGCCGACUCCAUCCCGGCGGUCGCUGAUCAGGCCCGGUCGUGGUGGGGAUUCUAUGGGCGCUUUGAGUUCGGCAUCGAUGACGCGGGUCGCUGCAGCUCCACGAUGAAGAUCAACAGGGUCACGUGGAAGGAUGCCGGGCGGUACGAGUGCUGGUUCCGCAUCAGCGAUCGGUUGGAUGAGUGGAUCAUGCAGGAAGCUUAUCUGCACGUCGUUUAAUCUCAAUCCCCGUUUGGCUAGCGGUUCGGGUUCGGAAUGUGCGAUUUAGAAUAAGGAGAUGUGAUAGUGCCGAAUUGUAUCCUUUAGCCGCAAACCGGCGAAGCAGACUUGCAUAAAUUUUUACGACAGCGUUUGUCGAUAGAAAUUCAACGGGGUAACGCGGCGUCGCUGCUGGGCUCGAUGGAAGGACUGGAUAAAUUGAAUAAGAUUUUCUUGUUGUAGUUUUCGUGUUUUCUUCCCUUAAUUUGCCUUCAAGUAUGGUUUGUCCAAUAAAAGUGUGCAUAUUGUACCCGG
This is a messenger RNA of Paramacrobiotus metropolitanus, 1090 nucleotides long. RefSeq lists its product as uncharacterized. Bases 89 to 796 code for a protein of 235 amino acids. The record is from RefSeq and is a predicted model, not a curated record. The transcript is spliced from 2 exons. Lineage: Eukaryota; Metazoa; Tardigrada; Eutardigrada; Parachela; Macrobiotidae.